Molecule: messenger RNA, 1905 nt
Organism: Zea mays
Lineage: Eukaryota; Viridiplantae; Streptophyta; Magnoliopsida; Poales; Poaceae
Product: lipid binding protein
Exons: 5
Coding region: 815-1537 (240 amino acids)
Molecular function (GO): protein binding
Source: RefSeq, a predicted model, not a curated record
GCCCUGAGCUGCACUAGCUCGGCGGCCAGAACCGCCGCCUCCUUGGCCCUCGCGUUCGCCGCGAUCUCCUCCGCAGGCGGGGCCACGCCCUCCACCGCCGCGUCCUGCGCCGCCACCGGCCCCGCGACGAGCAGAAGCACAGCCAUCAGCAGCGCCGCCGCCGCGAGGAAGAGCCGGCUCGCGAUCCACAUCCUCACGAGGUGAGCAGGGCACGAACCACGAGGUCCUCGCUCGCCUCGGCGCUGAGAUGCGUGGGUGGCUGCUAUGAAGAAGGGAGAACCGGAGAAGUCGGGAGGUGCGUGGGACGGGUAGGCGUGCAGGUUGCUAGCCUACUUCUACUUCUACUCGCCGGUCACCUGCUCGCCCCAAACCACGUCACGGCCCGCUGCUUCGUGCACGUGGGCACGGCUGCCUCGGCCAGCCGGCCUGACUGCCUGGCUGGCCGCGGAAGGGACGAGGACGACGAGGUGAGACUGUGAGAGGUGUCACGUGGUCGCUGUGGCCGUGCCCCGUGCCGGCCGGGCUGGCUUUUUUGAAGGAAAUGGCCGUGGUGUUGUGCGGAAAAAAUAGCAAUGUUGCGGGAGAUGGGGCCAUGCGACGAAUUGAUGCUGGCCGUAAAGCCCACUCCACAGAUGGGCCUACAGAUGCGCUAAAGCCCAACACAUUGGGCCGGUGAACCUACGCUAGCCCGGUGACACAGUACGCGCCCCCAGGCCAGGAAGGAUGGCAGAGGAGAAGACGACACCGGAAAGCGGAGCCGCUGCACCCGGCAGGAUCCUUUGCCGUAACGUUGCAGGCCGACUGCGGCUGACGUAUGGACCCGGCCGUGGUCUGGCCCCAGCCGCCAGCGACCGGACGUUACGGCAGACGAAUCCGUUCCUGUCUGCACCUCCUCAUUUUCACCUCCACCCACCCGACUCGGCGGCCUGCGCUCGUCCGCCCGUUCCUCGCCGGCGCCGUCUCUUCCGCAGACCGGUCCGUGGGUCGAGGGAGCCGCUUCUUCCUCCAGCUUAUGGCAGACAGAAGUGAUGGACCGAUUGGGAGGCUCCCAGAACAUCUUAUUAUAGAAAUACUCAUUCGUUUACCGGUCUAUGAGUGGGUGCAAUUAGCAUGUGUCAACAAGCAUUGGGCAAGCAUAUUUCAAGGAGAAUGCGUGUGGCAAACUGCUAUUGCAAGGAACUGGCCAUCUGCUGGUCUCCGGAAACGCUGGCCUGGGCCAAUUCCUAGAGGUUCUGCUAGGAGGAGAUUUCAAGCACUGUAUGUCAGUGAGAACUUAGUACCAUCUGGUGGGGAGAUUGAUGAGCUUGUUGGUCACACUUAUCUCUACUUAAAAGAACAGCUUGAGCGUCCUGUCAUGCCUCCUUCCAGCAUACUUCAUGGCACCAUCAUUGACCAAUUCAUUGCUUGCGGCAAUACAGGAGAAAAGGCCCAUGAUCUUGCUUCAAAAAUAUGGCUUGCAGUCAUUGACAGCUUGGAAGAAAACCAGCAAACUUUCUUACUGUUAAAACGUGUGGCACAAGAAGGAGAAAUCAUAUAGGGUACUAUGGAGGGUGUUUGACAAGCUGUUCACCGACUUCCGCGACUGUUUCAGCGGGGCUGAGUACCAUGAUGUUCUAUCGACUGCUAAGUCUAGGUUUCAGCCGGUGCCUUCCACAUGGCUUGGCCAUUAGCGCACUGCAGUUGCUCUUGUUGUGCGCACUCUACAGUGUCGUAGAUAAAGCAGUGAUACUUACAGCAGUCAUUUCGAGUACAUGUAGCAUCUUGACAGCUUCAAGAGCAUUAAAAUGUUGUUUGAGAUGGAAUACUCAGUGUUCUUGCAAGUCCUUGAAAGUAAUUCGAUACACUCUGUCAUUUGCACAGUUACUUCAGUGUAUAUAUACUGCAGUUUCAGCACUGCCCCGUUUC